This is a messenger RNA of Panicum hallii, 1804 nucleotides long. RefSeq lists its product as uncharacterized. Bases 187 to 1647 code for a protein of 486 amino acids. The transcript is spliced from 13 exons. Gene Ontology annotation, molecular function: LPPG:FO 2-phospho-L-lactate transferase activity. The record is from RefSeq and is a predicted model, not a curated record. Lineage: Eukaryota; Viridiplantae; Streptophyta; Magnoliopsida; Poales; Poaceae.
GGAAAGGAGGUGGUCGGUCAGUGGCUGUGGCUCAGUGCCAGUGUGCGCGCGAGCACGAGGGAGGAGACGCGCGCCGCUCGUUUCGUUUCGCUCGUCCGACGCGGGCCGGCGCGGCAGCUUCCUCGGUACGCCCCGGAGCCCCGCCCCGCUCCACUCCACCCCCCCACCCGAGACCGAGAGUCCGAGAUGGCGCUCGCCGCGUGCCCGCGCUACGACAUAAGCCACCCCCGGGCCUUCGCUCCCGCUUCCGGAAGCCGCGGCCUCGGCCUCCUCCGCGCCCCGAGAUCUGCCGCCUCCCGGCCCCGGGGCCGCCUCCGCCGCCGCAGCCGCGCCAUGGCCGCCUACGGAGGCGUCCACUCUACCACCGACGGCGACGGCGCCGGAGCUUCCCACGCGCCCCCGUCGCUGCUCGUCUUCUCAGGUGGUACAGCAUUUAAUGGUGUUGUUGAAGAGCUGAAGAAAGUUACUACUCGAGUUGCACAUGUGCUCCCUGUUUCUGAUGAUGGUGGAAGCACAGCUGAGAUCGUGCGCGUGCUUGGUGGACCUGCUGUGGGAGACAUAAGGUCAAGAUGUUUGAGAUUGUCUGAUGAAAGUACUUCAGAAGCCCUUUCUGUUCGAAAGUUGCUUGGGCAUCGCUUGCCUAUUGAUCCUUCAGAAGCAAAGCUGGAGUGGUACCAGAUUGUAGAAGGAGAACACUCUUUAUGGGAUGGAGUCUCUCGGCCGUACAGGGAAACAAUUCGUGCAUUUUUGGUCUACUUUCAUAAUGAGAUACUUCGAAGGUCAGCUGAAAUGUUUUGCUUCACCAACGGCAGCAUUGGGAAUUUCUUUUUUGCUGGGGCACGCAUAUUCUUCCAGUCGUUGGAUGCUGCAAUUUUUUUGUUUUCUCGCGUAUCACAGAUCCCCGCAGAAAGUCUUGUGCUUCCUGUUAUAUCAACGAAUGACAGACUUACUCUGGGAUGUGAACUAUGGGAUGGGACUAUCAUUCGCGGCCAAAACGAAAUAUCACAUCCAAGCAAUGGACGCCGAGAAGUUGUCACUAAGGAUUGUAAUUCGUGUACUGCACUUCCUUCAAGGAUCAAACGUGUGUUUUACAUGUCAAGUGAAGGUAGCAACCUGCUGCAUGAGGUUUUUCCUAAAGCUAACCAUACAGUUUUGGAGCAGUUAAGUAAAGUGGACUGCAUUGUCUAUGCUAUGGGCUCACUCUUUACAUCAGUUUGUCCAUCACUGGUAUUGCGUGGCAUUGGUGAGACUAUAGCGUCAAGAUCCAUCCCCAAGGUACUUCUUCUGAAUGGGUCACAUGAUAGAGAGACUGCUGGGCUGUCCGCUUCUGGAUUUGUAACUGCAAUUACUGAUUCUCUAAAUCGGACGUAUGGAGAUCCUCACAAAAGCCUACAAAAUCGACCCAGUGACUAUGUAAAUGCUAUAUUGGUUCCAGAAGGAGGUCAAGUUCCUUUAGAUAUUGAAAACUUGUCUGCUCAGGGAAUCUUUCAUGUGGUAACUGUGGAGUCAGUACAUGACCCGAAGGUGGGCGUUAUAUUUGAUCCACAAUCACUAAUCCAAGCUCUAACCAGUCUCAUAUCUGAGGAGAUAAAUACGCACCUCUCUGAACUUGGUUAUCUAACGGAAAAUGUCAAAUUAGGAAGUUGAGGUAGUACAAUGAUAUGUAUAUAUCACUCUUACCAAUUUAUUGUUUUGCCAAUUGAUCCAUUGUGUUAGUGCUCCUAAUUCUAUUUUAGCUAGAAGUGGUUGCAAUUCUACAUGACUUGAUAUGAUUAAUGGAAAAUGUGAAACCUACUUCGCUUUC